Molecule: messenger RNA, 4044 nt
Organism: Mesitornis unicolor (brown roatelo)
Lineage: Eukaryota; Metazoa; Chordata; Aves; Mesitornithiformes; Mesitornithidae
Product: E3 ubiquitin-protein ligase UBR5
Exons: 27
Biological process (GO): protein polyubiquitination; DNA damage response; regulation of double-strand break repair
Cellular component (GO): nucleus
Molecular function (GO): zinc ion binding
Source: RefSeq, a predicted model, not a curated record
GUGCUAAAAGUGGAUGGUGCUUACGUUGCUGUGAAAUUUCCAGGCACCUCCAGUAAUGCAAACUGCCAGAGCAGUUCAAAUUCAGACCCUGAUCCUUCUUCUCUUCUUCAAGACUGUAGGCUGCUCAGAAUAGACGAACUGCAGGUUGUAAAAACUGGUGGAACUCCAAAAGUUCCUGACUGCUUUCAAAGGACACCUAAAAAGCUGUGUAUUCCUGAAAAAACAGAGAUCCUAGCAGUAAAUGUAGAUUCAAAAGGAGUGCAUGCUGUUCUGAAAACUGGGAACUGGGUUCGAUACUGCAUAUUUGACCUUGCCACAGGAAAGGCUGAGCAGGAAAAUAAUUUCCCUACUAGCAGCAUUGCAUUCCUGGGUCAGAAUGAGAGAAGUGUUGCUAUUUUUACAGCUGGACAGGAAUCUCCUAUUAUUCUUAGAGAUGGAAAUGGUACAAUCUAUCCAAUGGCAAAAGAUUGUAUGGGUGGGAUACGAGACCCUGACUGGCUUGAUCUUCCACCUAUUAGUAGUCUUGGAAUGGGUGUUCAUUCCUUAACAAAUCUUCCUGCUAACUCGACCAUCAAAAAGAAAGCUGCUAUUAUCAUUAUGGCUGUUGAGAAGCAAACGUUAAUGCAGCACAUUCUCCGGUGUGACUAUGAGGCUUGUAGACAAUACUUGAUGAAUCUUGAGCAAGCAGUUGUCCUGGAUCAGAAUCCCCAAGUGCUGCAAACGUUCCUUGGCCACAGAUGUGACGGAAACCGCAAUAUUCUGCAUGCUUGUGUGUCUGUAUGCUUUCCAACCAGCAACAAAGAAACGAAAGAGGAAGAGGGACUACCUCAUUCAGUGCACAAGAUGGACGGUGCUCACCGAAUGGAAGCAGAACGCUCUGAAAGGAAUACGUUUGCUGAAAGGCUUUCAGCUGUGGAAGCUAUUGCAAAUGCAAUCUCUGUUGUGUCAAGUAAUGGUCCAGGAAAUCGUGCAGGAUCAUCAAGCAGCAGAAGUUUGAGAUUAAGGGAAAUGAUGCGAAGAUCCUUGAGAGCGGCUGGAUUGGGCAGACAUGAAGCUGGUGCUUCAUCAAGUGAUCAUCAGGACCCAGUUUCUCCGCCAAUAGCUCCUCCCAGCUGGGUUCCAGAUCCUCCUGCAAUGGAUCCAGAUGGUGACAUUGAUUUUAUCCUGGCCCCCGCUGUGGGAUCUCUUACCACAGCAGCGACUGGCACCGGCCAAGGACCUAGCACCUCCACAAUACCAGGUCCUUCUACUGAACCAUCUGUAGUGGAAUCAAAGGAUCGGAAGGCAAAUGCUCAUUUCAUACUGAAAUUACUGUGCGAUAGUGUUGUUUUACAGCCUUAUCUUCGAGAAUUACUAUCAGCCAAGGAUGCAAGAGGCAUGACACCGUUUAUGUCAGCAGUUAGUGGCCGGGCAUAUCCUGCUGCAAUUACAAUUCUAGAAACUGCACAGAAAAUUGCUAAAGCUGAAGCAACUUCAAGUGAAAAAGAAGAUGAUGUGUUUAUGGGAAUGGUUUGUCCUUCUGGUACCAAUCCAGAUGACUCUCCUCUGUAUGUUUUGUGUUGUAAUGAUACGUGCAGUUUUACAUGGACUGGUGCAGAACAUAUUAACCAAGAUAUAUUUGAAUGCCGAACAUGUGGCCUAUUGGAAUCUCUUUGUUGUUGCACAGAAUGUGCAAGAGUCUGUCACAAAGGACAUGACUGCAAGCUCAAACGAACAUCUCCAACAGCCUACUGUGAUUGCUGGGAAAAGUGCAAGUGUAAAACACUAAUUGCUGGACAAAAGUCUGCUCGCCUUGAUCUCCUUUACCGCCUGCUUACAACCACAAAUCUUGUUACCAUGCCAAAUAGCAGGGGAGAACAUCUGCUGCUGUUUUUAGUACAGACAGUUGCCAGGCAAACGGUGGAACACUGCCAGUACAGACCACCUAGAAUUAGGGAAGAUCGUAAUCGUAAAACUGCAAAUCCUGAAGAUUCUGAUAUGCCUGAUCAUGAUUUAGAACCUCCUCGAUUUGCCCAGCUUGCUUUGGAACGUGUUCUGCAAGACUGGAAUGCACUGAAGUCCAUGAUCAUGUUUGGCUCCCAGGAAAAUAAAGACCCUCUUAGUGCAAGUAGUAGGAUAGGUCAUCUUCUGCCUGAAGAACAAGUUUACCUUAAUCAGCAAAGUGGAACUAUUCGCUUGGACUGUUUUACCCACUGCCUUAUUGUCAAGUGUACAGCAGACAUUUUGCUCUUAGAUACUUUGCUGGGUACUCUGGUAAAGGAAUUACAAAACAAGUAUACACCAGGACGCAGAGAAGAAGCUAUUGCUGUUACAAUGAGAUUCCUGCGUUCUGUGGCAAGAGUGUUUGUCAUUCUUAGUGUAGAAAUGGCUUCCUCCAAAAAGAAAAACAACUUUAUUCCACAGCCAAUUGGAAAAUGUAAACGCGUAUUCCAGGCAUUAUUGCCCUAUGCUGUUGAAGAGUUGUGCAAUGUAGCAGAAUCUCUAAUUAUUCCAGUUAGGAUGGGAAUUGCACGUCCUACAGCACCCUUUACUCUUGCUAGCACUAGUAUAGAUGCCAUGCAGGGAAGUGAAGAACUGUUUUCUGUGGAGCCUCUACCACCAAGACCAUCAUCUGACCAGUCUAGCAGUUCUAGUCAAUCUCAGUCAUCUUACAUCAUAAGGAAUCCUCAGCAAAGACGAAUUAGCCAGUCACAGCCAGUUCGUGGCAGGGAUGAAGAGCAAGAUGAUAUCGUUUCAGCAGAUGUAGAAGAGGUUGAGGUGGUCGAGGGAGUGGCUGGUGAAGAAGACCAUCAUGAUGAACAGGAAGAGCAUGGUGAAGAAAAUGCUGAAGCAGAAGGACAACAUGACGAACAUGAUGAAGAUGGCAGCGAUAUGGAGCUGGAUUUGCUGGCUGCUGCUGAAACAGAAAGUGACAGUGAGAGUAACCACAGCAAUCAGGACAAUGCGAGUGGGCGCAGAAGUGUUGUCACCGCAGCGACUGCUGGGUCAGAAGCAGGAGCUAGCAGCGUUCCAGCAUUUUUUUCUGAAGAUGACUCUCAGUCAAAUGACUCCAGUGACUCUGAUAGCAGCAGCAGUCAGAGUGAUGACAUAGAGCAGGAGACCUUCAUGCUCGAUGAGCCUCUGGAACGAACCACAAAUAGCUCACAUGCCAAUGGUGCUGCCCAAGCUCCCCGCUCCAUGCAAUGGGCUGUGCGUAAUACCCAAAACCAGAGAACUACUAGUACUACUCCUUCUAGUACGUCAGCUCCAGCAGCAAGUUCAGCAGGCUUGAUUUACAUUGAUCCAUCAAACCUACGUCGGAGUGGUACCAUCAGUACGAGUGCUGCAGCAGCAGCUGCAGCACUUGAAGCCAGCAAUGCAAGCAGCUAUUUAACAUCUGCAAGCAGUUUAGCGAGAGCAUACAGCAUUGUGAUACGGCAGAUAUCUGAUCUGAUGGGUCUGAUUCCCAAGUACAAUCACUUGGUAUACUCCCAGAUCCCAGCUGCAGUGAAGCUGACUUACCAGGAUGCAGUGAACUUGCAGAAUUACGUAGAAGAAAAGCUUAUUCCUACUUGGAACUGGAUGGUUAGCAUCAUGGACUCUACUGAAGCUCAGCUGCGGUAUGGUUCUGCAUUAGCAUCUGCUGGUGAUCCCGGGCAUCCGAAUCAUCCUCUCCAUGCCUCUCAGAACUCAGCCAGGAGGGAGAGGAUGACAGCCCGUGAGGAAGCAAGCUUAAGAACACUUGAGGGGAGAAGGCGCGCCACUUUGCUCAGUGCCCGUCAGGGAAUGAUGUCGGCCCGUGGUGAUUUCCUGAACUACGCGCUGUCUUUGAUGCGUUCGCACAAUGAUGAGCACUCAGAUGUUCUUCCUGUUCUGGAUGUCUGUUCACUAAAGCACGUAGCAUAUGUUUUUCAAGCCCUUAUUUAUUGGAUUAAAGCAAUGAAUCAACAGACAACGUUGGAUACUCCUCAGCUGGAACGGAAAAGAACUCGGGAACUUUUGGAACUGGGUCUUGACAAUGAAGAUUCAGAACAUGAAAAUGAUGAUGACACCAAUCAAAGUUAG